This is a messenger RNA of Hyaloperonospora brassicae, 1449 nucleotides long. Lineage: Eukaryota; Oomycota; Peronosporomycetes; Peronosporales; Peronosporaceae. The record is from the annotation of a GenBank genome assembly.
AUGGCCGACGCCGACCUCUUUGACGGACUGCCGCUCGACUGCAUCUUCCUCGAGGGCAGUGGGCCGCCGCCCGCCGCCGCUGCGUCGCUCUCGGACCAGACGCUGCUCGACAGCGACGUGCCGGGCCCGUCGUCGCCCGCGCUGACGCCAAAGACCGAGAGCGACGACCUCCUGACGCCGCUCUCGUUCUCGUUCGUCCCGAGCGGACGCCCUGCGGCCGACGGCGGCGGCGGCCCCAGUUACCGCGUGGCGCCGCAGCACCGCCACAAGCGCGUGCGCUCGAAUCCCGACGUGCUGCGGGGGGUUACGGUGGCGCGCACGUCGCCACCCGACGGGCGGCUCGAGUUGGGGCCGCAGCUGCUGCCGGAGCUGCCACUGGGACCGGCGCCAGUGCCGUUCGCGCGACGCCCGACAGCGACUGCACCGGCAGCAGCCGCAGCGCCAGGAGAGGCGUUUGAAGAAAUGGACGCGUUCCUGCAGGAGAUGGCGUGGACGGAGCUCUACGCGAGUCACCAGCAGCAGCAGCAGCUGCAGCCCCACAUGCUCAGUGAGAGCGCUGCAGUGGCGGACGGGUUUAAUGGCUGGCCGUGCGAGGCGUCGCCCGUGGCGUACCGCUCGCAGCGUAUACAAGAAGGCGUGAAGGAGCUCAAGAUGAAGCGCAAGCGGCCCGCGAGUUACCACUUGCGACACCACUCGAACCCGAUCGACUUGCUGCACAAUUUGGACCAGUUUCGCAUGCUGGCGGACCAAACAAAGCAGAAACAAGAGCAGCAGCAGCAAGUGAUGCAGUCCCCACAACAGCAUCACAUGCAGCAGCAGCAGCACGUGCAGCAGCAGCAUCAGCACCAGCAGCAGCAUCAGCACCAGGUGCAGCAGCAACGGCAGUCGGAUCAGGCGUACCUCGAUGCGACUGCUGCCUUGCAAGACGCGUCGAUGUUUCUCGAGCCGUUGCAGCAGAACCUGCAGCAGUUUCAGUUCCAAGUGCCCUCUCCGAUUGCCAGCGGUGCUGUGCACUCACUGCAUGGCCGUCGGUCGUCGCUAGGCAGCACGUUGCCUCCGCGUGCCGCCGCGCGUCGACGUGGUGGUCCAAACCGCUCGUCCGGACUGUCGAUGGACAUGUCGCAAAUGAAUCUGGAAUUCCUCUCCGUGCCAGAGGAACCAAGCAUCAUCAGUGGCCUCAACCCGCAGGAGCUACCGGCGCAAAGCAGGACGAGUACCUCUGUCUCUUCAUUUGACAGCAAGAAGAUACUCGCUGACGACGCGAACCGGAAGAUGUACAAGUGCGGUCGCUGUGGGCAGCCCAAAGUGGGUCAUGUCUGCACAAUGCCCGACCAGCGCAACAACUGGACGCAGGUGGACUUUGAGGUCACGAAAGGCCUGAAGGGCAGCUCGCGCAGUAGCUGCCACGUAAUGACGGUGAAGAGCAAGUGGAAGCUGCUGAGCCUUUGA